UUUAAGUCUUUAAGCCAUUUUGAAUUUAUUUUUGUGUAUGGUGUGAAGAGCUGAGUCUUAAUAAAGAGGCAGAAGCAUGCCCUGGAGUCAAGACUGGGAAGGAUAUUCUAGGCCAAAGAAAUGGCUGUGCAAAGGCAGGAGACAUGGGGAAUGGGAUAUUUGUAACUACAACCAUACAACUUAUAUUACACAAAGAAUUUUUGAGACAAAACAGCUUUUGUACGCUGAGAAGUAUGCCCUGCAUCCAGCAAAACUAAAGUCUCAGCCAGGAAAACAUUCACAACUGGAAAACAGCCAGGUGAGGAAUGCCACAACCUAAACUGUUCAAAUUUAGGAAAUGACCCGGCCAGUGCCCUCGUUGCUCCCUGUGAGGUCUUUCUUCCCCAACGACCUGGGGCGGCUCCAAGGCCACCUCACACCCGUUUCUACCUCCCUAGCUCACUAUAGGCCCUAGGCUGGGAACAAAGGCGGACCAACCAAUUGCUACUAGGUGGGAUUUGGGGAAAAGGGCAAGGUCUAACCGCAGGUCAGGCGCCCCAAACAGGGCGUGGCGGUUGCCCUUGGCAUGACGCAACCUCCCAGGUAGCUGAAGCACCCUUGUUACCAGGCUCGCCGCAGGUGAGGCUGGGGUCUGCUCCCCGCUCAUUGGUCCAAAGAGAAGCACCUCUGAGGAACCCCUGUUGCCCAGGCGAGGAGGAGAGCCCAUUGGUCGGGACACCUCACAAUGCCCCCCCCUCCCCGCCCCACCCCACCCCCCGCGCGUGUGCAGGGUUCUUCCCAUUGGUUCGCUGCCUGCCUCGGGAGCCCCCUGUGGCCUCCAACCAGGCAGCCUACUUGGCACCCUGCAGCGAGUGCCCCCAAGCUGACCCGGUUCCCCAUUGGCUGCUCUGGGGGCCGCCGCCAUCUAAUGAGGAGAGAGGCGCAGAGCACGAGCUCCCUGCGGCGGGAUCUAGCCUUCCAGCAGCGGGACCGGGCAGGGGCCGAAGCUGUGCAAAGGCCGAGAGACCGGCUUCUCUGCGGAGGACUCCCGUUCUCUCUCCGGACCUGGUCUGGGUCGCAGCUUGGGCUUCCCGUCGCGGAGCUGAGCAUCUCCAAUCUGGAACCCAACCCGCGAGGCUCCAAAUUCGGACUGAGAUCCCAACGGAAGAGUGGUGUAGACGAGGGUGCAACCCCAGAGGGACCAUGUUCUACUAUCCCAGCGUGCUUCAGCGCCACACGGGCUGCUUCGCCACCAUCUGGUAAGGGAGGGCUGAGCCAGGGUGGGCGCACCGGGAGGGGCGCCCAGGGAUCCCAGCCUGAGGGCUUCUCCUCCAUCCUCACUCCUCGUCCUUCUUCCAGGCUGGCAGCAACGCGCGGCACCCGGUUGGUGAAGCGCGAAUACCUGAAGGUGAACGUGGUGAAGACCUGCGAGGAAAUCCUCAAUUACGUGCUGGUACGAGUGCAGCCCCCGCUGCCAGGUCUGCCGCGGCCCCGCUUCUCCCUUUACCUCUCAGCCCAGCUCCAGAUCGGCGUCAUUCGGGUCUACUCUCAACAAUGCCAGUACCUUGUAGAGGACAUCCAGCACAUCCUGGAGCGCCUGCACCGGGCCCAGCUGCAGAUCCGCAUUGAUAUGGUGGAGGCUGAGCUACCCAGCCUGCUACUGCCUAAUCACCUGGCCAGGAUGGAGACUCUGGAAGCUGCUCCAGACCCCUUUUUUGGGAUGAUGUCUGUGGAACCCAGACUGCCCAGUCCCUUGAAUAUCCCUCAGAUUCGACACCUCCUAGAAGCUGUGAUCCCAGAGAGAGUUCUUGAAGAGAUCCCUCCUGAAGUUCCUAUAGAGCCAGAAAGGAUUCUGAUCACUGUACCGUCUCCCGAGGCCAUCACGCUCCUGGAGGCGGAGCCCAUACGUAUGCUAAAGAUUGAGGGUGAACGGGAACUCCCAGAGGUCAGCCGCCGGGAAUUGGACCUGCUGAUCGCAGAGGAGGAGGAAGCCAUCUUGUUAGAGGAACGUCGGCUAGAGUACAAAGAGGAGCUCCUGGCCCCAGAGAGGGAGAUCACAGUCCCCCCGCCCUCACCUCUAGCUCUUGCAGAGGUGGAGGAGGCUGCAGAGCUACUUCCGGCUGAGGUCCUGGCCCCUGAAGAGCUGAAGCCACCAGGCUGGGAGCCCGAGGUCCUACUUCCUGAGAUAACCCCCCCACCGGAGCUGCGUCUGCCAGCCCCACCUAGCCCAGAGCGGAGGAGGCCCCCAGUCCCCCCACCUGCUCGCCGCCGCCGUCGCCGCCGGUUAUUAUUCUGGGACCGGGAGACCCAGAUCCCCCGGAAGGAAUUCCAGGAACAAAUGCAAACCAGAGCCCACUGCCGGGAGUGUCCAAUGGUGCAGCCUCCUGAGAGGAUGAUCAUGAGCCCCGCAGAGCUGUUCCGAACCCCGGCUCACUCUGGCCGGCUACCCCAAGAACUGCUGGCUUUCUGGACCCACUGUGCCCAGCCACUCCCGCUAGCACUCCGGAGAAGGCCGCCCCCGGAGCUUGAGGAGGAGGAAGCUGAGAGGGAGGCGGCAGCUGAGGAGGAAAGGAGAAAGGCUGAAAUUCCGAGCGCUAUCGAGGUCCUGAGGGAGGCCCUGGAGCCCAGUGGGCCCCUCAUGCUGCCUUCAGAGAUCUCCCUAGAAGCGGCUGAGGAGGAGAAGCCCCGCAUCAGCCUCGUCCCCCUGGAAGAACGGUGGCCCUGGGCUGAGGCGGAGCUGCCGGAAGCCCCUGCAUUGCCCAUGGUGCCUGAGCUCCCUGAGCUGCCUGUGGAGCUGCCUGUGGAGCUGCCUGUGGAGCUGCCCCCAGAGCCUGAGCCGCUCUCGCUGGAGGCUGUGCACAGGGCAGUGGCACGGGAGCUGCAGGCCAACAGGGAGCCUGACUUCAGCAGCCUGGUGCCACCUCUCAGUCCCCGCAGGGUGGCCGCCCGGGUCUUCUACCUGCUCCUGGUGCUUGCUGCACAGCAGAUCCUUUGUGUGAAACAAGAGGAGCCAUAUGGGCGCCUCCUGAUCCAGCCAGGGCCCCGAUUCCACUGCGGUUAGAGCCAAUUUACAAAGCUGCCAGGGAACCCGCUACGUUAAACAAUGUCCUGC
Balaenoptera musculus (blue whale) is the source of this 3091-nucleotide messenger RNA. It is a transcript of the gene REC8, whose product is annotated as REC8 meiotic recombination protein. Gene Ontology annotation, cellular component: synaptonemal complex; cohesin complex. Gene Ontology annotation, molecular function: chromatin binding; protein binding. Bases 725 to 3040 code for a protein of 771 amino acids. NCBI's taxonomy places the organism in Eukaryota, Metazoa, Chordata, Mammalia, Artiodactyla, Balaenopteridae. The transcript is spliced from 19 exons. The record is from RefSeq and is a predicted model, not a curated record. Gene Ontology annotation, biological process: mitotic sister chromatid cohesion; synaptonemal complex assembly; replication-born double-strand break repair via sister chromatid exchange.